AUGUUGUUAAAGGAACUUUGUCUUCAGAAAAGAAGCAUGGCUUCUUUAUGGAGUGUCAUAUAUAGACUUUCAAGGAACAUUCACCAAAAUGCAGCAGUAAAAGACACCAAAACCCAAAGUAAACUUUUCACAAAAGAUAAUCUGAGAGUGCAUUCUUCAAGCAUUCCAAGAACAUUUGUUAUUUCCGCUGACACUCCCAGAAGAUCUAUAACAACAAGUGUUGUGUUAACUUCUAACAAGCAAGAAGUGUGUGAUAAUGGAGAUUGUGCAUCUCAUCAGAGUGAUAAUUCAUCUGGUAAAGGAGAUUUAGUCUCUACUGAUAAACAAGAGAAAGCUGUUGGACGUCCUAAACCAGAGUUCAAAUGUUUCUAUUAUUUCCCACCAGUUAACAUCAUACGACUUAUACAAAGAUUCCAACUUCUGGUGUAUGCAACUCUGCUCCCUAGCUGUAUCUAUCACAUAUACACAAUUCCUUCACCCUCAGUUCUUAUGACAGGUUUUGUUGCUGCUAACGUACUGUUCAUGCCAGCGGUUCUCUAUGUGAUGCCGAGAACAAUAGGAAGUUUGUCGGCAGGAGGGGUGGGGGAGGUCGUGGACACUCUCAAAGUCUCAAGAUUAUCUUUCUUUGGGAAUAGAAAAGACAGUUAUUAUAAAAUAGAGCAUGUUAAACCUUUGUCCGAGGUUAGGCAUGCAAAUCUUGUGUAUGCAAAGUUUGAAUUGUAUAACAAGAAAGAUAAGUUAUAUUUGUUUAACUCAUGGGCUAAGAUCCUUGAUAAAGAAAUGUAUGAAAUUAUAAUGGGGAGACUCAAAGAAUAAAUGUGAUUUACUAAA
This is a messenger RNA of Saccostrea echinata, 831 nucleotides long. RefSeq lists its product as uncharacterized. Lineage: Eukaryota; Metazoa; Mollusca; Bivalvia; Ostreida; Ostreidae. The record is from RefSeq and is a predicted model, not a curated record. Gene Ontology annotation, cellular component: mitochondrion. The coding region runs from base 1 to 816 and encodes 271 amino acids. The transcript has a single exon.